AUGACAACACUCGCAGAAAAUCCUACCCAUAUCGAGAAACUGGAGGCAAGAGAGGUCGCUGAAAAAUCUGCCACCUUUCAUGUGUUUCAGUGGCAUCAGGGACGGGACUUCGAGUUUUCAAAAGUCCAUGAUGUAACGGAUUUGCCCCUGCUGGGCAAUUGUGACUUGACAGUGAUCGCGGCACCCUUCGAUAGCCCCAGUACAAUCCCUGAUUUCCGAGUGCUGGUAGAACGGUAUGAAAUUCCAAGCGGAUUUGUGUUGGAGAGACUGCAAGGAGUGACGCACUCCUUUGGUGCGUCGCUAGCCAAAGACGGGUCGCAAACGGUAUGGAUGCAUUUCCUUUGCACGGCGUCUUCCCCCGAUGCCGAAAACGCAGAGUGGCUCAAGUCCGCGGCUGUCCUAAAAUGGUCAACAUCAACAGCCAAAAGUCAAAAACCCAAUAACCAAGAUGAAAAGCACGCGAAGGCUCCUGUUACUCUCAUAUGUUUUCGGCCGAUGGAGGGUAUCUGUGAGCGACUGUUCCACCUCGCACGAGAAUCCAAUUGGGGAGAUGUCCUUCAAGAUCCGUAUCUAUUGCUAGAUAUGGUGUAUGAAUCAUGGUAUCUCCGUCUGGACGAGAGUGCGUGGAAGACGAAUAAUUUCUGUCAGAAUAUCGAAAAGGAUGCUUUCAAAGGCUCAAGAGACCUUGACGCUACUUUCCCAGGCCCACCAGUCGUCGAUCUCUACUAUGUCCACACCAUUGCCAAAAAUGCGAUCUUCGUGCUAGAGGCGGUUGAUGCCACGCUUCGGUCGCUCGACGCAGCCAUCGCACAUCACCAGGAGCUAUCAUCUAGCGUCUCUUGCCCACAAAAGAAGAAGAAGAAGAAAAGGAAGAAAGGUUAUCUGGUGGAUGGCAUAUCAAAUACACGGCCCCCGAUAUGGAGAGCCACGCAAGGCAUCCUGUUGCACCGCAGGGAGCUUUUCCAGGCGACCAAAUUGCGCACCAUUAGUGUUGAAAAGCGGCUGACGAACAUCAUAAACCUUGCUUUCAACGUUGAUGCUAUGCGAAACAGCCGCAUAACACAACGCGACAGUUAUAGCUUGAAGGCACUCUCACUGGUUGCCACCGUUUUUCUCCCUAUUUCGACCGUGGCCACAGUAUUUAGCACGCCGUUCUUCGAAGCUUCUGGUCCGUCGACAUCUCCCCAGUCUAGCGAUAUUCAAGGAGGGGAAACCCUUCUUGUCAACCGCAAGUUUUGGCUUCUAUGGGCUAUCUCGAUGCCUAUCAGUGUAGCCUUGAUUUUCGGCUGGUGGUUCUGGGUAAAGGGGGCUCAUACUAUGAGGACAAGGCCGGAAAAAGACGUUGAAAGCGGAUAA
This is a messenger RNA of Nannizzia gypsea CBS 118893, 1356 nucleotides long. RefSeq lists its product as hypothetical. The record is from RefSeq and is a predicted model, not a curated record. NCBI's taxonomy places the organism in Eukaryota, Fungi, Ascomycota, Eurotiomycetes, Onygenales, Arthrodermataceae. Bases 1 to 1356 code for a protein of 451 amino acids. The transcript is spliced from 6 exons.